Molecule: messenger RNA, 1962 nt
Organism: Loxodonta africana (African savanna elephant)
Lineage: Eukaryota; Metazoa; Chordata; Mammalia; Proboscidea; Elephantidae
Gene: CAPG
Product: capping actin protein, gelsolin like
Exons: 10
Coding region: 804-1853 (349 amino acids)
Biological process (GO): actin filament severing; central nervous system development; barbed-end actin filament capping
Cellular component (GO): cytoplasm; actin cytoskeleton
Molecular function (GO): phosphatidylinositol-4,5-bisphosphate binding; actin filament binding
Source: RefSeq, a predicted model, not a curated record
AGGACUGAGCUCCCUGGGGUUCCCUUGCUGUAAUCUCUACAGAAGCACAUUGCCAGGCCUUUCUUUUGUGGCGCCGUUGAGUGGGCUCCAGUUGCUAACCUUUUGGUUAGCACUUGUUGGUGUCAGGGGAAAGAGCGCAGCUGAGGAGUCUGCAAACCUGGCGUCUGGGCAGGCUCCCGAGAGUGUCCACGUCCCAGCGUGGGAGCAUCUGGGGUAGUUUCUAGUGUUGACACCUACCCCCACCCCUUCUGGGGUAGAGGGGUAGGCACUUCAUUUCACACCCAGGGGUAAACAGGAACUUUGAGGUGAAGGGACCUGUUGGGGUCCAUGGAAUCAGGGUUCAAGGAGGGCAAAGAUAACCCUGGUACCCAGGCUCCCCAGGACUUCUGUAUUCCUGACAGCUGUCUAGCAUUGCCUUAAAGGUACGCACAACAGCGAGACCCUCCUCCCCCUGGGCCCCCAGUGUGUCCUUGUUCCUGGGCGGGGAGGGGCCUGUGGGACAGCCAGCAGAGCAUGCCUAUCCCUAUGCUAGCCCCCCAACCCCCUAGCCCCAUGACAGCCUGACUGGAUCCCUACCCCCUGCUUCCUGCCUCGGGGCUGCCCCCGCCUGUCCCAGCCUGUUGAAAUCCUGUGCUAUCCCUCAGGGCUUGCCUGAUGGAAUAAUUGCUGGAACCCAACAAGCCCCGUUAAUCGAACACCUUCUUUGAGCUUCUGCAGGGAGCAAGCACAUUAUGGGGUUCCAGCUGGACCCAGAGAGACAAGAUACCAUCCUGGGCAAAAGGCCCUGAUAAUCCAGAAAUAACAUGUACACACCCAUCCCCCAGAGUGGCUCCCCAUUCCCAGCCUCUGUGCGGAAUCCUGGCCUGCAUGUAUGGCGGGUGGAGAAGCUGAAGCCCAUGCCCGUAGCACCAGAGAACCAGGGUGUCUUCUUCUCGGGAGACUCCUACCUAGUGCUGCACAAUGGUCCAGAAGAGCUCUCUCACCUGCAUCUGUGGAUAGGCCAGCAGUCGUCCCGGGAUGAGCAGGGGGCCUGCGCAGUGCUGGCUGUGCACCUCAACACCUUGCUCGGGGAGCGGCCUGUGCAGCACCGCGAGGUGCAGGGCAAUGAGUCUGACCUCUUCAUGAGCUACUUCCCACGUGGCCUCAAGUACCAGGAAGGAGGUGUGGAGUCAGCAUUUCACAAGACCUCCCCAGGGGCCACCCCAGCAGCCAUCAAGAAACUCUACCAGGUGAAGGGGAAGAAGAACAUCCGUGCCACAGAGCGGGCGCUGAGUUGGGACAGCUUCAACACCGGGGACUGCUUCAUCCUGGACCUGGGCCAGACCAUCUUUGCCUGGUGUGGUGGCAAGUCCAACAUCCUGGAGCGCAACAAGGCGCGCGACUUGGCCCUGGCCAUUCGGGACAGUGAACGGCAGGGCAAGGCCCAGGUGGAGAUUGUCACUGAUGGGGAGGAGCCUGCUGAGAUGAUCCAGGUCCUGGGCCCCAAACCCUCGCUGAAGGAGGGCAACCCCGAGGAAGACCUCACAGCUGACCGGACAAACGCCCAGGCCGCGGCUCUGUAUAAGGUCUCUGAUGCCACUGGACAGAUGAACCUGACCAAGGUGGCGGAUUCUAGCCCCUUUCCCCUUGAGCUACUCAUAUCUGACGACUGCUUCGUGCUGGACAAUGGGCUCUGUGGCAAGAUCUACAUCUGGAAGGGGCGAAAAGCUAACGAGAAGGAGCGGCAGGUGGCUCUCCAAGUGGCCGAGGGCUUCAUCUCCCGCAUGCAGUAUGCCCCAAACACUCAGGUGGAGAUUCUGCCUCAGGGCCGCGAGAGUCCCAUCUUCAAGCAAUUCUUCAAAGACUGGAAAUGAGAGCCUGCAUCUCUCUGCCCCUCACUUCUUGCCUGCUUUGCUCCCGCUCUGACGAAUGGUCAGUGUGGAUGUGCACCCUGCAGAUGUUCAAUAAAGGACGCGAAUGCUU